AUGGGCUUUAGGGCGAUAGAGAUCGAUCGUUUCACGGAGGUGGUUCAAUCCUGCGUUGGAAAGCCUGUACACAUACGCAAAAGGGUUAUGAAAAUGAAUAAUACUGUCGUGUGCAAGUGUUUGUUUGGAAAUGAUUGCAGACAACAGGAUGUGUUGAUCGAAUUGGCGGAACAAGUGGUGGCGUUAUCCAGUGGGUAUUAUGUUGCAGACCUGUUUCCUACGUUAACUUUCCUUUCUACCAUUUCUGGGAUGAAAUCUAGGUUGACGAAGAUUCACAAGUCUCUUGAUAACAUUUUUGAUGAAAUCUUUGAGGAACGUCGAAUCAGAAGACAAACAGUUGGUCCAACAGAAGACGAUCUGAUUGAUGUUCUUUUCAACAUCAAAGAGCGUGGUGGUCUUCGGUUCCGAGUCACAGACAACAAUAUCAAGGCGAUCUUUCUGGCCCAAGCAGAAGUGAGAGAAGCAUUUAAGGGAGAGAAAACAAUCGCCGAGACUGAACUACAUAAGUUGGUUUACCUUAAACACAUAAUCAAAGAAACUUUAAGACUUCACAUUACUAUUCCACUAUUACUACCAAGGGAAUGUAGAGAGCAGGUUAAAAUUGGUGGUUAUGAUAUACCCGAAAAAAUGAAAGUCGUUGUUAAUGGCCUUGCAUGCGGAACUGAUCCUGAAUAUUGGGAUGAUGCACAAACCUUCAAACCAGAGAGAUUUGAGAACACUUCAUACGAUUUCUUUGGUACAAGCUUCGAGUAUAUCCCUUUUGGAUCAGGGAGGAGAAUUUGUCCUGGGAUUGCUUUUGGUUUGGUAUCUAUUGAGCUCACUCUUGUUAGAUUGCUAUACCACUUCAAUUAG
Lactuca virosa is the source of this 852-nucleotide messenger RNA. Lineage: Eukaryota; Viridiplantae; Streptophyta; Magnoliopsida; Asterales; Asteraceae. The record is from the annotation of a GenBank genome assembly.